This is a messenger RNA of Hippocampus zosterae (dwarf seahorse), 8367 nucleotides long. It is a transcript of the gene xkr6a, whose product is annotated as XK, Kell blood group complex subunit-related family, member 6a. The coding region runs from base 509 to 2203 and encodes 564 amino acids. The record is from RefSeq and is a predicted model, not a curated record. Gene Ontology annotation, biological process: phosphatidylserine exposure on apoptotic cell surface; apoptotic process involved in development; engulfment of apoptotic cell. Gene Ontology annotation, cellular component: plasma membrane. The transcript is spliced from 4 exons. NCBI's taxonomy places the organism in Eukaryota, Metazoa, Chordata, Actinopteri, Syngnathiformes, Syngnathidae.
CUCCGGUAGAGGGCGGAGUGAGAGAUGGAUCGUGGCAGCGGUGCUGGGCAGCACUGGAAGGGGUCCGACAGCCGGGUCAGCUCAGCUGGGACAUGGGCAGGCGCUGCCCAUGUUCUAGUUAGGAAAGCCAUGGGAGAGUAGACGAGUGACGGAGACGGAGAAACCAGAAAGCGCGCGCGCCCAUUCAUGCUCAGGCGUAUUUACUAUUAUGACUUUUUUAUAUUAAAACAAUUGCGUUGCAUGACGUCAUAGGCUUCUAUCGCCCAACAUGACCAGAUGAUGCAGCGCUCGUGGACAAGGUCUCCGGUUCUAGUGACGGGGUCUUCAAUGGACCGGGUGAGAGAACUCUGAUGGCUCUCCUUGCCCGGGGCCGGAAGGAGACACCGAGGGAAGCGUACAGCAGCAGGUUUCAGGAAAGCGUCGCGGUGUCCGCACCCCGCGACGAAAAAGAAGCACCACGGUGCGGUUGUCGUGCUUUUCACCGGAGGGGACGAGCGGCAAGGGGAACAUGGCCGCGCAGUCGGACGGUAAAGCCGGGGUGGGUUUCGCCCAGCUUUACGACGUCGAUGCCGACGAGCAGCUGGACUCGGCCGCGAUCCACAUCUGCCAGUGCUGCCGCUCUUCGGCGUGCUACUGGGGCUGCCGCUCCGCCUGCCUCGGCUCGUUGCUCGGCGGGAGCCAACCCGCUGCCGUCGCGGGAGUCGGCGUCCGGGAGACUCACUGCCCACCCCGGGAACAGCUGUGGCUGGACUGCCUCUGGAUCAUACUGGCCCUCCUCGUCUUCUUCUGGGACGUUGGCACAGACCUGUGCCUCGCAGUCGACUACUACCAGAGGCGGGACUACUUGUGGUUCGGCCUCACGCUCUUCUUCGUGCUGGUACCUUCGGUGCUGGUCCAGAUUUUGAGUUUCCGCUGGUUUGUGCAGGACUACACUGGUGGGGGGCUCGGGGAGGUGGAGGGUUUAACGAAGCGGGGUGCAGUGGCUCUGGGGUGCCACUAUCCCGGCAAGGACCGCUUGCAGCUGGCCACCGUUUGGCUGUGGCAGGCCACCAUACACAUCCUCCAGCUGGGGCAAGUGUGGAGGUACAUCAGGACACUCUACCUUGGCCUGAUGUCGCGGCGGCAGAAGGAGCACCAGCGCCGCUGGUACUGGGCCAUGAUGUUCGAGUAUGCAGACGUCAACAUGCUUCGGCUGCUGGAGACUUUCCUGGAGUCGGCGCCUCAGCUGGUCCUGCAACUGUGCAUCAUGAUCCAGGAGAACCGCGCCGAGACACUGCAGUGCAUCUCCUCCCUCGCCUCGCUCCUGUCUCUCGCCUGGGUCUUGGCCUCCUACCAUAAGCUGUUGCGGGACUCGCGUGAUGACCAGCGCAGCAUGAGCUACCGCGGGGCCCUGCUGCACCUCUUCUGGCGCCUCUUUACCAUCUCGUCCCGCGUCCUCUCACUCGCCCUCUUUGCGUCGCUCUUUCACAUCUACUUUGGCAUCUUUGUGGUGGUCCACUGGUCCGCCAUGGCCUUCUGGGUGGUGCACGGGGGCACCGAUUUCUGCAUGUCCAAGUGGGAGGAGGUGCUUUUCAACAUGGUGGUGGGCAUUGUCUACAUCUUCUGCUGGUUUAACGUGAAGGAGGGCCAGACGCGACACAGAAUGAUUACGUACUACACGGUGGUGUUGGCUGAGAACACCAUUCUCACUGGCCUGUGGUACACCUACAGGGACCCCGUGCUGACCGACUCAUACGCCGUCCCGGCGUUAUGCGGCGUCUACCUGACGUUUGCUGGCGGCGUUCUGGUCAUGCUGUUGUACUACGGCUUCCUGCACCCUGCCACUGCCCACCUCCACCCGAGCCCCGCCUCCUCCUGCUGCGCCCAGCUGCUUUGGGGUCUUCCCCUUCCCCCCUCUGCACCUCCAACCGCCCCACCUACACCUGCACAUAUGACCAAGUCCCAGACAGAAGAGGAUGUGGCUGAGACGUGUCUUCCCGUCUUCCAGGUGAGGUCGGUGCCCCCCACUUCCAAGCCCGAGGGCCCACUUAUAAAGAUCGACAUGCCCAGGAAACGUUACCCGGCGUGGGAUGCCCACUACGUAGACAGGCGCCUGCGAAGAACUAUAAACAUCCUGCAGUACAUCACGCCGGCCGCAGUGGGCAUCCGCUACCGCGAUGGACCGCUGCUGUACGAACUUCUACAGUACGAGUCUUCGCUUUGACACGCACACAGCAAAUGAGUGCGCACGCAACACACACUGUGAAGAGACAUGUUGGUGUUCAUGGAUGGUCACAUUCAGAGAGGAAUAAGAAACGCACACGUCACACUUGGUAUAAGCACAGAGACACUCAAGCAAUCUGUCAUGUUUCAAUGCACACACCCUCAUAAAAACACACACAUUCCUUGCAAGCACUUCCAACCUGCAAGUCCCCUCGCCAUGACUUAACAAGCUGCCUCAGUGGGAGUCCAUUGAGAAACCCUCCCCUCUUUUUUCCACGUGUCAGUUUCAGAAACAUGAACAUAUUCACGCCAGAUUGAUUUGUUCCCCACUGUUAUACUAUUGUAUCACACACAAAUUCACAAGUACCUCUACAAAGAUGAGACAGUGAAAAAAAAGCAAUGUAAAUUAAUGUCAACCUGGGUUGUUGCAGGGAUUAACGCCCUUUCUGUCCAAGCAACCAAAACCUAGCUACUGUCAUUCAAAAAAGGAUGUGUAAAAAAAUAAUCAUAUGGCUUUCAAAAAAUCAGAGUUCCAUAGACUAGACUGUAAUUUGAGCCAAAGCUCAAAUUUCCUGCCAAUGAAUGUGUAUGAUGGGCAAUCACAAACUGGAUAGGAAGAGAGAAAAUUUGAUGUUUAUCCUCCCUGUUAUCCUUAGAGGAGGCAUCUUAAGACAACAGGGGCCCUCUUUUCGUCCCCAGGGUCAAGUCUAGCGCAAAGCGGAAUUUAACUGUUUGCAUGGUUAGAGUUUUCUUUCUUUUGGAAGGGUGCAUUCGCGCCGUUGUGGGAGGCAACAAAGCCGACUUGAUUGCCAUCCAAAGGAAGCCUCAUUCCUUUUAAAUUCAGAGCACAAGAAGCGCAUGGUCUACAUGAUGGAAGGACUCGCUGGAGCCCAACCAUGAGAGCGACGCGUGCAAAGUACAUUAAAAAUGUCCGCAAGAUCUCUACUUGCGGAUUAUAUAAAGUUUAGGUGUCAAAGUCAAAAUUUCAAAUUGUCAUGUAUAUCACAAUGCCAGUCAUUAUUCUUGACUUCUGAUUUUAAAACUAGAUCAUCUCAGAUCAAUUUGUUGUGCGCUGUGUAUGUCAUAUUUGGAAGGGAUUAAACAUUUAUACGGUUUCCCAAAAUUUAUAACGGCCCUCCAAUGGAAACGGUAACUACAAUGUGGCCCGUGACAAAAAUGAGUUUGACACCCCUGAUAUAAAGUGUGUCGCUAUUGGAGACCGCCUUCUACCCCGAUCGUGUAUCCAUAUUUGACAAAACCAUAGUUGUGUCCCGGUCAGGAAUGUGCUUUUAUGAAAUAUAUUUAAGAUAAUAAUCAUUUGUUCAAUUAAUUUCUACAAUGAUUCAGAGGGAUUGACACACACAAUGUUCUUUGCUUUUAUCUGGUCUAAAUUGUUGUCUGCUUUCUUCUCCCUCCAAAUUGUCAAGCGCGUGUGGAAGAAAAUGCCUUCAACCAACUGGGCCCCCCAAGCAAGGCACAAAACGGCUUUCCAAAUUCUCAAAGAUGCUAAGCUAGACUUACCCUAUCACAAAAAUGUAGACAGGCCAAUUUGUACGGCAAGUGCAUGUGCACCUGUCUACGAAAACAGGGCCCGAUGUCUGAAAUAAGGUGAAACACAUAAUAUGGAGUUCAAGCAAAUAUAUUCAACAAAUGCCAGAUCAUGACCAAAAGGAAAUUUCAACAAGAGCAAAUGUAAGCCUAUUUAUGUAAUUGUUCUUCUCUUGACGCAUGAGAGUACCCACUCAUCGAAAGCCACCUACAGAUAAGCUGUGCUUUUUUAAUUCCAAGCUGUUACAUUGGCAGGAGAAAACAUGUGUACAGAGCCUUAGUCAUCUCUUGAGCACACGUGGUCAGUGCGCAAAGCCGCAUGAGCACGUCAUGAUGACCGCAAACAGGGAGUCUUUGAAUUAAGGGGUGGUACUGGUUAGGGAGUGUUUUUGGAAUCAAAACUUUUUUUUUUUUUUUAACGUGAUGCAACGUGAAGAAUACAUACUGACUGACAUUAUUAUUUUUGCUGUCACGGGAACAGGCACACAAAAGAGCUCAAAUGAGAGUCAAAAAUGAAAAUACAAUGUUGACGUUAAACCUGAAGCUACUUUUUGUUUACAUUGACUAAAACUGACCAAAUGUACUGCAUACUGGUGGUCUUAGAACCAAAAACUAAGAUUUAAAUAACGUUGCUACUGAACAACUAUUUGGGGUUCAGAACUCAAUGUUUUAAAUCUUUGGGAAAAUUCAAAUUCCCUCCAAUACAAAUUACUGUCGUAUUGUAUUUUGGCCAAAGUUUUUGUUAUUGUUUUCAAUGACUCAUGAGAGUGAUGUUAUACAGUACAUGUUAUGCACUUUUCUUUCAUUCUUAGUUACGUUUGCACUGGGCUUCACCUGCCUUAUUAAUUUAUGUUGCCAAAUAUGGUCAUGUGCUCUAUCGGGGCGACGCCAUAGAAAAGGUACAGUUGAGAUUGCAACUCAUUUUAAGUAUACACACUACCAAUGAAUUAUUUCAUACCACUUUCUGUGGUGCUACAGUUCAUUUGCUGCCAACAGACGAGUAGAUUAGUCAGUGUGAAGAUGCAAUCGAGGCAUACAGUAUGUUCGCAUGCAGAUAUGUGAGAAAAACACACACACACAUACAAGCGUCAUCAAGGUGCAAAAGGGCAGAUUGUCACUUUGGAUUUUAUGGUGCAACUCGAGUACUGCCUUCAGUUAGUGGCCAUUAGGCUGCAGCCACACACACCAUUGCUAUGCAACUCUCUCCUUGAAGGGAGAUGUGCUUAGUUAACGCGCUCACAACAGUUUUGUCCUGUAGAGCAGGGUGCUAAUUUGUUUGUGCAUGCGGUGAAAAGUAGUGUAAGAACAACAUGGGACGUAUCCCAUCCUCACUACUUGAACACACAAACGCAUACAGUGACCCCUUGACUCCUUUACAGUUUGGGAAAAGAUUCUAUUGGUGCUAUCAAGUAAAGAUUGCUAGGUUAUAUCGUCAUGGUUACAGUCACACGGCGAAUUCAGCAAAAUACUGUCUGUGCUCUGAGCUCCACAUUUAAGUAGCAACACUCUCUGAAGUGGAUGUGGACAUUUUUCGAAGGGAAACUCCAGGGGGCGCUGUCUCAAUCGGGAUUUGUUUGUGUGCUAACCCAACAUAGUGUGCCAUAAAAAAAAAAAACUGCCCCGAAUUCAUGUGUCCGAGUGAGUAUGGAUUAACUGUAGUGUUUUGUUGGUGCUAUAUUCACAUACUAAGCAACCGCCCGAACAACCACUCUGCCACAUCAAGAUAGCUCCAGCUAAUCAGGUGUUUCAUAGCCAAAUCAGGUCAAACACAACCAAAACGUACUGUUAGUUUUCCGCUUUAAUUUAAGAGGUUUCUUUACCGUUCAUGAAGGGCAGCCUUUUUGUGCAGAGAAUAUCACAUUUACAAGUGUUUGCAAAACUGACAAAGACACUUGACACAGUCUCGGCUUGAGAACCUGACUGUUGAAGAUCAUUCUGUUUGUCCUCCAAAAAUACGUUUCGACUCACUAUUCAUCCACACUGUGAAGCGCCACAUCCAUUUUGUAACUUGUGGCAAAAAGUGUGUCGCGCUUCAAGCACUCUAUACCUCACAUCAUCAGUAAACUGCGGUGACCCAGUUCCACUGGCAGCUAAACAUGUCCGUGACACAGGAUGCAGUACAAGCUGCAGGUGACGAUGGUCCGAUCCUUUCGUGCGCCACACGUUUCUAUUCGCAUCCUUCUGAUAUAAACUGACGUUACGUUCUUCUGCCCAAAGAGUCUGAUUCCAGAGGGUUUACUCCUGUAUUUUUAUUCAGGUCAGAAAAACACCAAACCGCCGCGAGGCAAUUGUAACAUUUCUGACACGGGUCGCCGAUAUUGAGGAUAAUAUGAAGUCAAGCUCUUGAUUGUAGAUUUUAACAAUGAUCUACAACUUUUCUCUAGCAUAAUUCAUUCCGGUUGUCUUUUGGUCCUCCGGAUAUUAAAGUAAAAGUAAAAAUAAAUAAAUAAAUCAAAUGUUUGUAAUUCUUAAAUGGGUAAAAGGCCAUCAUUUAGGGCAAGCGCUGAAAUACAAGCGCCGCCAUCGUGGUGGCUUUUUAAAGUCAAAAACUGUCAAUGUCUUAAUACUUCUGAUCGACGGUAAGCGUCCUGCUUUGCAUGUGUGGUGCUCAGACUUGAUUGUAGCCUCAGGUAUCUCCUCAUCGCUUCUGUUUAGCUACAGGCGACUCUGCAUCACUGUACGUGUAAAAGGUCCCUCCGUUUCAGUGCGGUGUUUCUUCCCUGUUGUAUGGCUUCGCAUUCGCAGCUAUGCAAGAUCACGCCUGCACAGCUUCUGGGCACCCUUGCUUUUCAUAUCAGUUGUUUGCCUUUUUUUUUAAUCAUGCGGUGCAAAGGAGGGUACAUUUGUGUUACUUGUUUGCAUUUGGAACCACUGACCGAUUCUUUAAAUUAGUUGGGAAGGGGUUAAAAAAAAGUGAAAGGUAACUUUGGGGGGGAAAAAAAUUGGGAUCCCCGCCUGCAGAAUGUGCAUCCCAUCAUGAAGAAACAGAACUUUUUGUGCUUUUACGUACUUAAAUGUUCCACGAUCAGGGUUUGCAAAGCAUAUGAUGCCUAUGUGAGGCUAUGUUUGCGUGUAUCGCAUUUUAUGAAGGUACAUUUCAAAAAAGAAAGAUUGUUCCAUAAUUGUGAAAGUAUCAUCGCCUACUAUAGUUGCAUCAGGUGAAAAAUGAUUUGAUUUUAGGCUGAGGGAGGGCGGGCCUAAUGCUUUUCUACCGUGGUCUUGAGCUGGAAAUUAAAUAGCUGUAGAAACUGUGCUAAAUAUGUGCUAAAGUAGCUUUUGAGUUCUUGUGCCAUUUUGAUUGUAAAUAGCUAUUUUGCGUGUACUCAUCAGUUUCCUCAAGAUUGGCCGAGUUGAUUUAUAGAUUGCUCAUUCCGAGGCUAGUAAGUGUUCUCUAUAAAUAUCCAGAAUGUACGGGGAGAAAAGAAAAAUACAAUACAGUAGAGGUGUUUUUGUAGGAGUCUGUGCCAACGUGUUGUCCUAAAUAGAAGCACAAUGAUUGAUGAGACGAGUCUCAGAACACACACGCUUACGUUUUGGGAAGGCUUCUGCCAAGGUGGCGAUCGGAUUACUCAUUCACAUGCAAUGAAAUAAAAGCAUUUGAAUCGAUUGUACCCCCAGUUGGAGCACGCAAAGAAGCUGGAUGUUGAUUCAAUUACCGGCAACGCGGCUACAGCGUCAGAGCUUGCUUUGCAUGAAACAUAAAAAUUGCUUGUUUGAGGUUUGUCCCAACUUUGAAGCAAAUCAAUUUUCAUGGAAGGGUUAAAUAUGAGAUUUUAUUUAUCACAUUAUGCGUGGAGAAGGAAGUUGAGUGAGGGGUACAGUCAUCAGCCAUGUUAAAUGUCGGUGCACCUCACAAUUAUCCAGGAACCAACCUGUCUUCGGGGAGAAAAAAAAUAUCCAAACUCACACCAAAUGUCUCAGUGGAAACACAAGCACGCAUUGUGUAUGGCUGGUUUCUUUCUAUACUGUGUCUACAAUAUUAUCAAAUCAUUCUGGGAAAGAGUUGAAUAUUUUUCACAGCUCAGCUGUGGCCAGUAUUGCAAAUUAUUUUUUUUACAAUACCUCCUGAAAAUAAAAGUCUAUUUAUCUGCAAAGAUUUACAGUGACGUACAGAACCACGUGAUGACACGUCGAAUAAUGUAAAAGACAGAAACUAUUUGUUUGGAUUUUAAAACAAAAGUAUGUAUGUCAGUCUUGUUUGAUAUACAGUACUUCCCUUUUGUUACACUGUAUUGUUUGUUGUGUCUGCAAUGGAGAAAAAAUAUAUAUAUCUGAAAUAAAGAAUUAUGAAUUAAUUUUCCAAAUGUUUGCCAUAUUUUCCUUUCCUUUGAAGUAAUCUUAAACAUAAACCUUUCAGGAAUUGUAUUCACACAUACACACACAAAAUCUUAUCAUUACGAGAAUCUCUUUUAGGCCUGAAAUCGCCUUCCAACCCACCAAGAAAAAAAAUAAAAUAAAAAUAUUUAAAACAUGUAUGGUAGCAUAAGACAAAAAUCUGACAUCACGGAAGAGAAUUGAAAAUGAAAGGCCAGAGACAGGUUCAAAGCUGCCACACCUGACCCAUGACGCAAUCCCAUUUUACCAAACCAGCACCAUGUUCAGUCCCCAACUACCGUU